Microplitis mediator is the source of this 837-nucleotide messenger RNA. Its product is annotated as cuticle protein-like. The transcript has 2 exons. Gene Ontology annotation, cellular component: extracellular matrix. Bases 116 to 808 code for a protein of 230 amino acids. NCBI's taxonomy places the organism in Eukaryota, Metazoa, Arthropoda, Insecta, Hymenoptera, Braconidae. The record is from RefSeq and is a predicted model, not a curated record.
CGGUUGGGGCACAAUAUUUCGUAAUAACGAGCUACUUCUCAACAUUCGGACCACUAUAUAAAGUCUAAAUCGAGCUACAGCCAGCAUCAGUCAUUCACCAGACAUAAACACAGCAAUGGCAUUUAAAAUUAUUAUUUUGACCACAUUGGUGGCGAUCGCAAGAGCGGGACUAAUCCCAGCAACUCCAGUUGCUUAUCAUGCACAACCAGCGGCGUAUGCUUAUCAUGCACAACCAGCAGCAUAUGCUUACCAUGCGCAGCCAGCAACAGUUUCUUACCACGCACAGCCAGCAACAGUUUCUUACCACGCACAACCAGCAACAGUUUCAUACCAUGCACAGCCAGCAGCAGUAGCUUACCAUGCACAGCCAGCAACAGUUGCCUACCAUGCACAACCAGCUGUAGCUUACCAUGCACAACCAGCCGUUGCUUACCAUACACAGCCAGCUCUGGUUGCCCACAAAGCAAUAAACGCCGAAGAUGAUGCCCACCCACAAUACAGCUUCAACUACGACGUCCAAGACUCAACAACCGGUGACUUCAAGAGCCAACAUGAAACCCGUGAUGGUGACUCUGUCCACGGCAGCUACUCACUCCUUGAAUCCGACGGAACCCGCAGAACUGUUGACUACACUGCUGAUGACAUCAACGGAUUCAACGCCGUCGUCCGUAAAGAACCUGGUCAAGUUGCUGUCAAAGCUGUUCAUGCUGCACCAGUAGUUCAUGCUGCCCCCGUUGUUCAUGCUGCCCCCAUAUACGAACAACCACAACUGUACCACUCUGCCCCUGCUUACGGUUACCAUCAUUAAAUGCCAUUCGUAGAUUAAUAUUAUUUUUA